UUGGCUGCGAGCCGGGAAGUCCGUAGCCUAGGCAGCGGCGGCGCCCGGGGGAGAGGGCGAGCGGGAGGCCUGGCUCCAUCCUCAUCAGCCCGGGCGAGGACCGGCUCAGCCGCGGGGAGAGGGGCUUGACCGGGCUGAGCGGGAGCCGCCACCCAGGGAGGGGCAGGGGAGCCACAGCCCAGGCGGGGUCCAUUGCCGGGCGCCCCAUGCCAGGGAGCAGCUUAUUGGGAUCUGCUGGGGGCUUCUGGUGAGGGCAAAGAGAGAACGGCCAGAGGAUUUCUAAAGGGCGGCACCAGCAUAGUUCUUUCGUCUCUGGAUUGCGGGGAGGAGCCCGUGUUCAACAUGAGAUUUAAUAAGAUUGGCUAGUUAACGAGAAGGGUCCCCCCCUCUUAUAAAUCCCCUCUUGCGGCUCCCGCGAGAAGCCUCAUGUCAGGCCACCUGUAAUAAUAUGUCGGUCUAAUUAUUUUUGUGGGGGAGAGCACCUGCUGCUGGAGAAAAGAGACUGUGACCCCCAAAGGAGAUCUAGUCGCAAAAAAACCCCACCCCAGCAAUGACUUUGACCCUCAGGAGCAUCAGGCGACAAUAGCUGAGGCCAAUGUUGUAGUCAGUUUGUCGAAUUGAAGUCAUCUGAGCUGCUGUAAAUCUCUCUCUGGUUGUUUUAAGAGGAGAUUUGUAUUGAAUUCAUACCACUUUUUGGAGCAUCCUUGUCUCUGGGCUGCCAUGCCCCAGUAAAGCUGCAGUUGCUACCUUUUGCAGGGCUUUGUGAGAGAGUCUUGCUUCUCUGUUACCACAUAUAUAUUUUUAAGAGGAUAUUUGUAUUUUUAUGAUUUUUAUAGCUUGUGCAAAAUCCCUUUUUCAGAGAACUUCAAUCACAGUACAAGUGUUAAAGGGAACCACCGGCGACAGUUAUUUGCUCUCGUCAUAAUGUGGACUUUUCUGGGCAUCGCCUCCUUCAUCUAUGUGUAUAAGAAAUGUGGAGACUUGAUGACUUAUGUCAACAAAGAGGUGCUGCUGACUAUGUUGAUGUUUUUCUCUCUUGGUUUGCUCCUGUCUUAUCGGUAUCGUUCUGGGUGGCUAAAACAACAGCAGUGGGGGCAGCAGAAACAGUCCCACUUUGGGAUGCUCUGUAGUGCUCUCUCAGCUUUGCCACUCAUUGGUUUUUUCUGGGCCAAAUCCACCCCUGGAUUUCCACAGGCAGAGCAACCCAAAUCCAGAAAGGGUAAAAGAGGGAUAAACUCAAACACUGUGACAGAGACUGCUACAAAUACAAUAUUAGCUCCUCAGUCUGAUCCAGAGGUUAUCAUCGUGGGUUCAGGUGUACUUGGUUCUGCUUUGGCUGCCGUGCUGUCACGAGACGGAAGAAAUGUGACAGUAGUAGAGAGGGAUCUGAAGGAACCUGACAGGAUAGUUGGAGAAUUGUUACAACCUGGAGGAUAUAAUGCUCUUAAAGAACUGGGUCUUGAAGAUUCAGUGGAAGGUCUUGAUGCUCACAUAGUAAAUGGUUACAUAAUUCAUGAUCUAGAGAGCAAGUCGGAGGUUGAAAUUCCUUAUCCAAACUCUGCAGAUGGUCUGGUGCAGAGUGGAAGAGCAUUUCAUCAUGGGCGCUUCAUCAUGGGUCUCCGAAGGGCAGCCAUGGCAGAACCCAACACAAAAUUCAUUGAAGGGACUGUGUUACAACUGCUCGAGGAAGAUGACUGUGUGGUGGGUGUUCAGUACAAGGAUAAAGAAACUGGAGAUAUUAAGGAAUUACAUGCACCUCUGACUGUUGUUGCUGAUGGACUUUUCUCCAAGUUUAGGAAAAAAUUGGUUUCCAACAAAGUUUCUGUUUCAUCCCAUUUUGUUGGCUGCAUUUUGAAAGACUCGCCACAGUUUAAAGCCAAUCAUGCUGAACUUGUUUUAGCUAAUCCUAGUCCAGUCCUUAUCUACCAGAUUUCUUCAAAUGAGACUCGAGUACUUGUUGAUAUUCGAGGGGAAAUGCCAAAAAACAUCAAAGAAUACAUGACUGAGAAAAUUUAUCCACAACUACCUGAGCACCUAAAGGAACCAUUCCUAAUAGCAGUUCAAAAUGAUCGUUUGAGGACCAUGCCAGCAAGCUUCCUACCUCCAUCACCUGUUAACAAACAAGGCGUUCUUCUUUUGGGAGAUGCAUAUAAUAUGAGGCACCCUCUGACAGGUGGAGGAAUGAGUGUUGUUUUGAAUGAUAUUAAAAUAUGGAGAAGCUUGCUCCAGGAUAUUCCAGAUCUUUAUGAAGAUUCUGCUAUUCUUCAG
Messenger RNA from Trachemys scripta elegans, 2268 nucleotides. It is a transcript of the gene SQLE, whose product is annotated as squalene epoxidase. Gene Ontology annotation, cellular component: endoplasmic reticulum; membrane. Gene Ontology annotation, molecular function: squalene monooxygenase activity; flavin adenine dinucleotide binding. Gene Ontology annotation, biological process: cholesterol metabolic process; sterol biosynthetic process. NCBI's taxonomy places the organism in Eukaryota, Metazoa, Chordata, Testudines, Emydidae. The record is from RefSeq and is a predicted model, not a curated record.